GAGAGAGGGGGAGAGAGAGAGAGGGAGGGAGAGGGAGAGUUUACCCUUUCAUUCCAACCAAUGAGACGCUCGAUACACUAACAUUUUCAUAGUUGUGCAGGAGCACAAAGUGAGCUGACUGUGUGAACUUCCAGGUAAAACUGCAGACCGACUCAAGCUCCUGAUACUCAGGUCUUCUCCUCUUUAAGCCCUCGAGGCCGCUCCUCCAGGCUUUGAUGCCCACACUCUUUGACGCAGGUGGACAGACACAGGCAUGAGUAACAGUGGGACCAAAGAGCCGUCUCCCCAGCCGAGCACCGCCCAGUCACCUCCUGAGCCUCAGCGCAGGGGCAGGGGUCGGCCACGGAAACAGCAGCAGGAGCCUGUUGGACCACCAACCCCAAAGCGACCGAGAGGACGACCGAAAGGCAGCAAGAACAAAGGCCCCAGAACUGCACUGAAGAAAGUAGAGCACGUUGGGGAAAGACGACCACGUGGGCGACCGAGGAAAUGGCCCCAGAAAGUAGUCCAAGAAGUAACUGAAGAGCAGCAGGGCCCUUCAGAAGAGGCUGAGGAGGGUCCCUCGCACCUUGAGCCCUCGACAUCUCAGGUUCCAGCGCAGGAGGAAGGGGAGUAGAUAGGAUACCUCUCUACCUACCUCAAGGUUUGGCCUCAAACAAACGGGGGUUCAGUCUGACUCCUAUCUGUGAUGGGGAUUCAGGAUCACACACACACACACAUAAACACACACACACACACAAACUCAUUGCAGUGGUUUCUUCUCCAGAUCUGAUGCUGUACCCUGGUUUUAUUGGUUCACGAUAAGAGUUUGGUGAGCAAACUCUGUUUUAACAUUGAUGGAUGUAAUCUUUGGCUAUCGCUCUUUUUAGGGGAAUAGUUCCACAUUUUGGGGAAGAUUGAUGCCAGUCUCACGUCUGUAGGAUGACUGGCCGCAGCUGAUCGGCUUAGCUCAGCACAAAGACUGGAAGCAGGGGGGAACAGCGAGCCCGCCUCGAUCUAAUGGUAGCAAAAUCUGCCUACUGGCGCCUCUCAGGCUCCCUAGCUAACAUCUCGUUUGUUUAGUCCGUACACAAACCUAAGUGUGAAAAUGACAGUUUUGUUUUUCGGGGGUCAUGUGCCUUUUGAGUUUUAGAGGUGCUGGUAGGUGGGUUUUGCUGUCUUCAGACAGAUUCUUUCCAGUCUUUUUGCUGAUGCAUUUGUUCUACCAAUUGUCUCAUCUAAUUCUAGGCAUGAAAGCCAAGAGGCGUGCAGUAUUUCCCAAAAUAUCCAACUAUUAACCAUAAAGGAUAACUUUCGUUUUUUACAACCUGGACUGUAUUUUUAGCAUUAAAUACGACCAUUUAC
Molecule: messenger RNA, 1344 nt
Organism: Chelmon rostratus (copperband butterflyfish)
Lineage: Eukaryota; Metazoa; Chordata; Actinopteri; Chaetodontiformes; Chaetodontidae
Product: high mobility group AT-hook 2b
Exons: 6
Coding region: 254-616 (120 amino acids)
Biological process (GO): regulation of DNA-templated transcription
Cellular component (GO): chromatin; nucleus
Molecular function (GO): DNA binding; transcription coregulator activity
Source: RefSeq, a predicted model, not a curated record